Oryzias latipes (Japanese medaka) is the source of this 8125-nucleotide messenger RNA. It is a transcript of the gene mtor, whose product is annotated as mechanistic target of rapamycin kinase. The record is from RefSeq and is a predicted model, not a curated record. Gene Ontology annotation, biological process: negative regulation of macroautophagy; TORC1 signaling. Gene Ontology annotation, cellular component: nucleus; cytoplasm; TORC2 complex. Gene Ontology annotation, molecular function: protein-containing complex binding; protein serine/threonine kinase activity; protein binding. Lineage: Eukaryota; Metazoa; Chordata; Actinopteri; Beloniformes; Adrianichthyidae.
CGUACUGCGCAGCACAGUGCCUGCGGAGCUACCAGCGUCCUUCCUGCUUAUCCUGGCUAGCCGUCCGAGUGCUGGCAUUCUAGUGUUCGCACUAUGACAAACAUUCCGCAUUAACGACACAACAGAAACGUUUGCAUCAUACCAACACAAACAACUGUCGCCAUGGUGAUCCUGUCAGGCACAGCCACAGUGCUGCAGCAGUUUGUCAGCGGCUUAAAGAGUCGAAACGAAGACACCCGAGCAAAGUCUGCCAAAGAUCUGCAGCAUUAUGUGACCACAGAGCUGAGAGAGCUCAGCCAAGAUGAAGCCACGACGUUCUACGACGAGUUAAACCACCACAUAUUUGAGCUGGUGUCCAGCUCUGACGUGAAUGAGAAGAAAGGAGGCAUACUCGCUAUCGUGAGUCUCAUUGGCGUUGAGGGAGGAAAUGCCACCAGGAUCAGUCGCUUUGCCAACUACCUCCGCAACCUCCUGCCUUCCAGCGAUCCUGUGGUCAUGGAGAUGGCCUCCAAAGCAAUGGGCCACCUGUCUAUGGCGGGAGACACCUUCACCGCUGAAUAUGUGGAGUUUGAAGUGAAGAGAGCUCUGGAGUGGCUGGGGGCCGACCGAAACGAAGGCAGGCGCCAUGCAGCUGUGUUGGUGCUGAGGGAGCUGGCCGUCAGCGCACCCACCUUCUUCUUCCAGCAAGUCCAGCCCUUCUUCGACAACAUCUUUUAUGCAGUCUGGGACCAGAAGCAGGCCAUCCGAGAGGGCGCCGUGUCGGCCCUGCGAGCCUGUCUCAUCCUCACCACCCAGAGGGAGACCAAAGAGAUGCAGAAGCCUCAGUGGUACAAGCAAACGUUUGAGGAGGCGGAGAAAGGCUUCGACGAGACUUUGGCUAAGGAGAAAGGGAUGAAUCGGGACGACAGGGUUCACGGGGCGCUCCUGAUUCUGAACGAGCUGGUCCGCAUCAGCAGCAUGGAGGGAGAGCGAAUGCGUGAGGAGAUGGAGGAGAUCACACAGCAGCAGCUGGUCCACGACAAGUACUGCAAGGAGCUGAUGGGAUUUGGAACCAAGCCCCGCCAUAUUACGCCCUUCACCAGUUUCCAGUCGGUGCAGCCGCAGCAGUCAAACGCUUUGCUGGGCCUGCUGGGCUACAGCACGCCGCAGGGCUUCCUCACCUUCGGAGCCGCUCCGGUACCGGCCAAGAGCUCCCUGGUGGAGAGCCGGUACUGCCGUGAGCUGAUGGAGGAGAGGUUCGAUCAGGUGUGCCGCUGGGUCCUGAAGUACAAAACCAGUAAAAACCCGCUGAUACAGAUGACCAUCCUCAACCUGCUGCCGCGCUUAGCUGCCUUCCAGCCGCACAACUUCACAGAUCAGUACUUGUCAGACUCCAUGGGACACUUGCUAGGCUGUCUGAAGAAGGAGAAGGAGAGGACGGCAGCCUUUCAGGCUCUGGGACUGCUGGUCGUUGCUGUCAGGACAGAAAUUCAGCCCUACCUGUCAAAGAUCCUGGAGAUCAUCAAGGCGGCGCUGCCACCCAAAGACUUUGCACACAAGAGGCAGAAGACCAUUCAGGUGGACGCCACGGUGUUCACGUGCAUCAGCAUGCUCUCCAGAGCCAUGGGGCCCAGCAUCCAGCCGGACAUCAAGGAGCUGCUGGAGCCCAUGCUGGCAGUGGGGCUGAGUCCCGCCCUCACAGCGGUGCUGUACGACCUGAGCCGCCAAAUCCCUCAGCUCAAGAAGGACAUCCAGGACGGCUUGCUGAAGAUGCUGUCCUUGGUGCUGAUGCACAAGCCGCUCCGACACCCCGGCAUGCCCAAAGGCCUGGCUCACCAGAUGGCCUCGCCGAGUCUCACCAACAUCCCAGAGGCGGGGGAUGUGGGGGGCAUCACGCUGGCCCUGCGCACGCUGGGGAGCUUCGAGUUUGAAGGACACUCCCUGACCCAGUUUGUUCGCCACUGCGCCGACCACUUUCUGAACAGCGAGCACAAGGAGAUCCGGAUGGAAGCGGCUCGCACCUGCUCCCGCCUCCUCACGCCCUCCAUCAACCUGAUCAACGGCCACGUCGUCAGCCAGACCGCCGUGCAGGUCGUUGCAGACGUGCUCAGCAAGCUGCUGGUUGUUGGCAUCACUGAUCCAGAUCCAGACAUUCGGUACUGUGUCCUUGCCUCGCUGGAUGAGCGUUUCGAUGCUCACCUGGCCCAGGCGGAGAACCUCCAGGCGCUGUUCGUUGCCCUGAACGACGAGGUGUUUGAGAUCAGAGAGCUGGCCAUCUGCACCAUCGGCCGCCUGAGCAGCAUGAAUCCCGCAUUCGUCAUGCCUUUCCUCCGCAAAAUGCUCAUCCAGAUCCUAACAGAGCUGGAACACAGUGGAGUCGGCAGGAACAAAGAGCAGAGCGCUCGCAUGCUGGGUCACCUGGUGUCCAACGCCCCCCGCCUCAUCCGGCCGUACAUGGAGCCCAUCCUUAAGGCUCUCAUCCUCAAACUGAAAGAUCCAGACCCAAACCCAGCCGUGGUGAUUAGUGUCCUCGCAACGAUUGGAGAACUGGCUCAAGUGAGCGGGCUGGAGAUGAGGAAGUGGAUGGACGAGCUUUUCCCCAUCAUCAUGGACAUGCUGCAGGACUCCUCAUCGCUGGCCAAACGGCAGGUGGCGCUGUGGACAUUGGGCCAGCAGGUUGCCAGCACGGGCUACGUGGUGGAGCCGUACCGCAAAUAUCCGUCUCUCCUGGAGGUGCUGCUGAAUUUCCUCAAGACUGAACAAAACCAAGGGAUCAGAAGAGAGGCCAUCCGUGUCCUGGGUCUCCUCGGAGCUCUGGAUCCUUACAAGCACAAGGUGAACAUCGGCAUGAUCGACCAAUCCCGAGACGCUUCGGCCGUCAGUCUGUCCGAGUCCAAGUCCAGCCAGGACUCAGCGGACUACAGCACCAGUGAGAUGUUGGUGAACAUGGGCAACCUGCCCCUGGAUGAGUUCUACCCUGCGGUGGCCAUCGUGACGUUGAUGCGCAUCCUGAGAGAUCCCUCCCUCUCCAACCAUCACACCAUGGUGGUCCAGGCGGUCACCUUCAUUUUCAAGUCUCUGGGGCUCAAGUGCGUUCAGUUCCUGCCGCAGGUCAUGCCCACGUUCCUCAACGUCAUCCGCGUCUGCGAUGCCAGCAUUCGUGAGUUCCUCUUCCAGCAGAUGGGAAUGGUCGUGUGUUUUGUGAAGAUUCACAUCCGCCCGUACAUGGACGACAUCUUCACCCUUAUCAGAGAGUACUGGACUCCCAACAACCCCAUGCAGAACACCAUCAUCCUCCUGAUCGAGCAGAUUGUGGUGGCGCUCGGUGGAGAGUUCAAGCUCUACCUGCCUCAGCUCAUCCCACACAUGCUGCGCGUUUUCAUGCACGACAACAGCACCGGCCGCAGCGUAACCAUCAAGCUGCUAAAUGCCAUCCAGCUGUUUGGUGCUAACCUGGACGACUACCUUCACCUGCUGCUGCCCCCCAUUGUCAAACUAUUUGAUGCCCCCGACGUUCCCCUGCAGGCCCGCAAGGUUGCCUUGGAGACCCUCGACAGGCUGACGGAGUCCCUGGACUUCACAGACUACGCUUCUCGCAUCAUUCACCCCAUCGUUAGGGCGCUUGACAGCACUCCUGAGUUACGGUCCACCUCCAUGGACACCCUGUCCUCACUGGUUUUCCAGUUGGGAAAGAAGUACCAGAUAUUUAUCCCCAUGGUGAACAAAGUGAUGCUGAAGCACAGGAUCAAUCACCAGCGCUACGACAUUCUCAUAUGCCGCAUUGUGAAAGGCUACACUCUGGCAGAGGAGGAGGAGGACCCUCUAAUCUUCUCCCAUCGCCAGCUCCGCGGCAACAAAGGUGACGCUCUGGUCAGCGGGCCGGUGGAGCCGGGCCCCAUGAAGAAGCUGCACGUCAGCACCACGGCACUUCAGAAGGCCUGGGGUGCCGCGAGGAAGGUGUCCAAAGACGACUGGCUGGAGUGGCUGAGGCGCCUGAGCGUGGUUCUGCUCAAAGAGUCGUCUUCUCCAGCCCUGCGGUCGUGCUGGUCACUGGCGCAGACCUACAUCCCACUUGCCAGAGACCUGUUCAACGCGGCGUUUCUGUCGUGUUGGUCCGAGCUGAGCGAGGACCAGCAGGACGAGCUCAUCCGCAGCAUCGAGCUGGCUCUCACCUCGCAAGACAUCGCCGAGGUCACACAAACGCUGCUGAACCUGGCGGAGUUCAUGGAGCACAGUGACAAGGGCCCUCUGCCUCUGAGAGACGAUAACGGCAUUGUGCUGCUCGGGGAGAGAGCCGCCAAAUGUCGCGCCUAUGCCAAGGCCCUUCAUUACAAAGAGCUGGAGUUCCAGAAAGGCCCUUCUCCUCUCAUCCUGGAGUCUCUGAUCAGCAUCAACAAUAAACUGCAGCAGCCGGAGGCGGCGUCAGGGGUGCUGGAAUACGCCAUGAAGCAUUUUGGGGAGCUGGAAAUCCAAGCCACCUGGUAUGAGAAGCUCCAUGAGUGGGAAGACGCUCUUUUGGCUUAUGACAAGAAGAUCGACAUGAACAAGGAGGAUCCAGAGCUCAUUCUGGGCAGAAUGCGCUGCUUGGAGGCCCUGGGAGAAUGGGGUCAGCUGCACCAGCAAUGCUGUGAAGAGUGGACGCUGGUCAGCGAGGAAACCCAAGCCAAGAUGGCUCGUAUGGCUGCCGCCGCCGCCUGGGGCCUAGGACAAUGGGACAGCAUGGAGGAGUACACGUGUAUGAUUCCAAGAGACACGCACGACGGCGCAUUUUACAGAGCCGUGCUCGCCUUACAUCAGGACCUGUACUCGUUGGCUCAGCAGUGCAUCGAUAAAGCCAGAGAUCUCCUGGAUGCAGAGCUGACGGCCAUGGCAGGAGAGAGUUACAGCCGGGCCUACGGGGCCAUGGUGUCGUGUGAGAUGCUGUCAGAGCUGGAGGAAGUCAUCCAGUACAAACUGGUGCCAGAGAGGAGGGACAUCAUCAGGGAGACGUGGUGGGAGAGGCUCCAGGGCUGUCAGCGCAUCGUAGAGGACUGGCAGAGAAUCCUGAUGGUUCGAUCGUUGGUCAUCAACCCUCACGAAGACAUGAGGACGUGGCUUAAAUACGCCAGCCUUUGUGGGAAGAGCGGGCGGCUGGCUCUGGCCCAUAAGACACUGGUGCUUCUUCUGGGGGUUGACCCCUCCAAGCAGCUCGAUCACCCUUUGCCCACCACUCACCCACACGUUACAUACGCAUACAUGAAAUACAUGUGGAAAAGCACACGCAAGAUCGACGCCUUCCAGCACAUGCAGCAUUUUGUUCAGGGGGUGCAGCAGCAGGCCCAGCACGCCGUUGCAGCCGAGGACCAUCAGCGCAAACAGGAGCUCCACAAACUCAUGGCCAGAUGUUUCUUGAAACUCGGAGAGUGGCAGCUCAGCCUGCAGGGCAUCAACGAGAGCACCAUCCCCAAAGUCCUGCAGUACUACAGCAACUCAACUGAGCACGACCGCAACUGGUACAAGGCUUGGCAUGCCUGGGCCGUGAUGAACUUCGAGGCCGUGCUGCACUACAAACACCAGAACCAGGCGCGGGACGAGAAGAAGAAACUGCGACACGCCAGCGGGGCCAGCGCCAACAGCGAAGCCAGCAACAGCGACAGCGAGGUGGACAGCACCGACCAGAGCCCGGUACCGUCACCGGGCCAGAAGAAGGUCAACGAGGACCUCUCCAAGACGCUGCUGCUGUACACCGUUCCUGCAGUGCAGGGCUUCUUCCGCUCCAUCUCCCUGUCCAGAGGAAACAACCUGCAGGACACGCUCAGGGUUUUGACUCUCUGGUUUGACUACGGUCACUGGCCUGAAGUGAAUGAAGCUCUGGUUGAAGGCAUCAAGACUAUUCAGAUAGACACCUGGCUGCAGGUGAUCCCGCAGCUCAUCGCUCGCAUCGACACUCCCCGGGCUCUGGUCGGUCGUCUCAUCCACCAGCUCCUGACAGACAUCGGGCGGUAUCAUCCACAGGCUUUGAUCUACCCGCUGACUGUGGCCUCCAAGUCCACCACCACCGCUCGCCAUAACGCUGCCAACAAGAUCCUGAAGAACAUGUGUGAACACUGCAACACCCUGGUUCAGCAGGCCAUGAUGGUCAGCGAGGAGCUCAUCCGAGUGGCCAUUCUGUGGCACGAAAUGUGGCACGAGGGUCUGGAGGAGGCGUCCCGCCUUUACUUUGGAGAGCGCAACGUGAAGGGCAUGUUUGCUGUGCUGGAGCCGCUCCACGCCAUGAUGGAGAGAGGCCCCCAGACGCUCAAAGAGACCUCCUUCAACCAGGCCUACGGCAGGGACCUGAUGGAGGCUCAGGACUGGUGCAGGAAGUACAUGCGCUCCGGCAACGUCAAAGAUCUGACCCAGGCUUGGGACCUCUACUACCACGUGUUCAGACGCAUCUCCAAACAGCUUCCACAGCUGACCUCCCUGGAGCUGCAGUACGUGUCUCCAAAGCUGCUGAUGUGUCGCGACCUGGAGCUCGCCGUACCUGGAACUUAUGACCCCAACCAGCCCAUCAUUCGAAUCCAGUCGAUCGCAGCCUCCUUGCAGGUCAUCACCUCUAAGCAGCGCCCGCGCAAACUCACCAUCAUGGGGAGCAAUGGCCACGAGUUCAUGUUCCUGCUGAAAGGCCACGAGGACCUGAGGCAGGAUGAGAGAGUCAUGCAGCUCUUCGGUUUGGUCAACACGCUGCUGGCCAACGACCCCGCCUCCCUACGCAAGAACCUCAGCAUCCAGCGCUACGCCGUCAUCCCUCUGUCCACCAACUCGGGCCUGAUCGGCUGGGUUCCGCACUGCGACACCCUCCACGCCCUCAUCAGAGACUACAGAGAGAAGAAGAAGAUCCUGCUCAACAUCGAGCACCGCAUCAUGCUCAGGAUGGCGCCAGACUACGACCACCUGACCCUGAUGGAGAAGGUGGAGGUGUUUGAGCAUGCAGUGAACAACACCGCCGGAGACGACCUGGCCAAGCUGCUGUGGCUGAAGAGCCCCAGCUCCGAGGUGUGGUUCGACCGGAGGACCAACUACACCCGCUCCCUGGCCGUCAUGUCCAUGGUGGGCUACAUCCUCGGCCUGGGCGACAGGCAUCCAUCUAACUUGAUGUUGGACCGGCUGAGCGGGAAAAUCCUUCACAUCGACUUUGGAGACUGCUUUGAAGUGGCCAUGACCAGAGAGAAGUUUCCAGAGAAGAUCCCGUUCCGUCUGACCAGGAUGCUGACCAACGCCAUGGAGGUGACGGGCCUGGAUGGUAACUACCGGAUCACCUGUCACACGGUGAUGGAGGUGCUGCGGGAGCACAGGGACAGCGUCAUGGCCGUGCUGGAGGCCUUUGUCUAUGACCCCCUGCUCAACUGGAGGCUCAUGGACACCAGCACCAAAGGCACCAAGCGUUCCCGGACCAGGACCGACUCGUACACGGCAGGACAGUCAGUGGAAGCUCUGGAGGGAAUCGACCUCGGAGAGACGACGCACAAGAAGGCCGGGACCACAGUUCCAGAGUCCAUCCACUCCUUCAUCGGAGACGGUUUGGUGCAGCCCGAAGCUCUGAACAAGAAAGCCAUUCAGAUCAUCAACAGAGUCCGGGACAAACUCACGGGUCGAGACUUUUCUCACGACGAAACGCUGGAUGUGCCGACGCAAGUGGAGCUCCUCAUCAAGCAGGCCACGUCUCAUGAAAACCUGUGCCAGUGCUACAUCGGCUGGUGCCCGUUUUGGUGAAGAAUCGUCUCUUUUUGCCAGGAUGACUCUGAUAUUGAUUUUCUAGAAGGAGUGGGCGACUGGCGCAGUCGUCCUCUGGAAAAAGACACUUUUUCAGCGCCUUUCAAAUCGAUAUCGAACCUCCUGAGGAUCUGUUUCUAUCCCACUUUCAUCCUGUAAACUGAAGUCAGCGCUUUGAGCCAAUCCCAGUUUUUUAAUGUCUUAUUUGGGUGCAUAAUGCUUUCUACGGCAGCCAUAUUGUAAUAAUUUAAAACAUUUCAUAUUUUACGCACUUCUUUAAAAACAAUCUAAUGUAUCUGUGCAUCAACUAGACCCAGUCCACAGGCGUGGCCUAACUUUACCUGUAAAAAAUGGAUCAGAAAUUCCUUUGAUGUCUGGGCGUUUUUGUGCCAUUAAACUAUACAGAAGCUGC